Camelus dromedarius (Arabian camel) is the source of this 1647-nucleotide messenger RNA. RefSeq names its product reticulon 4 receptor like 2 (gene RTN4RL2). NCBI's taxonomy places the organism in Eukaryota, Metazoa, Chordata, Mammalia, Artiodactyla, Camelidae. Gene Ontology annotation, cellular component: external side of plasma membrane; plasma membrane. Gene Ontology annotation, biological process: positive regulation of Rho protein signal transduction. Gene Ontology annotation, molecular function: protein binding; ganglioside GT1b binding; ganglioside GM1 binding. Bases 341 to 1603 code for a protein of 420 amino acids. The transcript is spliced from 3 exons. The record is from RefSeq and is a predicted model, not a curated record.
CCCACUCUCCCUCCGCGAGCAGCCGGGGCGCACGGACCGACGGACUGACGGACCCGCGCGCUGCCUGCGCUGCUGGGGGGCGCGGGCACCGGUCGUCGACGGUCAGCUACAGCCCUCCCUGUCCCGUCACGCCCCGCCCCGUCCCGUCGGGGCCGAUGGCUCCUCUCGAGGUCUGCAGUCCGGGGGGCGCAGGGUAGAGCGCCGCGGCCGGGCCACACAGCCAGGGGACUCCCGGGCCCUCCCGGAGCCCCGCGGAGUCCCCGCCGUCCGUCUGGCGGGCUCAGGGAGCGAGUGGGAGCGCCCUCCCCCCGCCGCCCUCUCCCCCGAGCGUCGAGACAAGAUGCUGCCCGGGCUCAGGAGCCUGCUGCAAGGUCCCGCCUCGGCCUGCCUCCUGCUGAUGCUCCUGGCCCUGCCCCCAGCAGCCCCCAGCUGCCCCAUGCUCUGUACCUGCUACUCGUCCCCGCCCACCGUGAGCUGCCAGGCCAAUAACUUCUCGUCGGUGCCGCUGUCCCUGCCGCCCAGCACGCAGCGCCUCUUCCUGCAGAACAACCUCAUCCGCACGCUGCGGCCAGGCACCUUCGGGCCCAGCCUGCUCACCCUGUGGCUCUUCUCCAACAACCUCUCCACCAUCUACCCGGGCACCUUCCGCCACCUGCAGGCCCUGGAGGAGCUGGACCUCGGCGACAACCGGCACCUGCGCUCUCUGGAGCCCGACACCUUCCAGGGCCUGGAGCGGCUGCAGUCGCUGCACCUGUACCGCUGUCAGCUCAGCAGCCUGCCCGGCAACAUCUUCCGCGGCCUGGUCAGCCUGCAGUACCUCUACCUCCAGGAGAACAGCCUGCUCCACCUACAGGAUGACCUGUUCGCGGACCUGGCCAACCUGAGCCACCUCUUCCUCCACGGGAACCGCCUGCGGCUGCUCACGGAGCACGUGUUCCGCGGCCUGGGCAGCCUGGACCGGCUGCUGCUGCACGGGAACCGGCUGCAGGGCGUGCACCGCGCGGCCUUCCGCGGCCUCAGCCGCCUCACCAUCCUCUACCUGUUCAACAACAGCCUGGCCUCGCUGCCGGGCGAGGCGCUGGCCGACCUGCCGGCGCUCGAGUUCCUGCGGCUCAACGCCAACCCCUGGGCGUGCGACUGCCGCGCGCGGCCGCUCUGGGCCUGGUUCCAGCGCGCGCGCGUGUCCAGCUCCGACGUGACCUGCGCCUCCCCGCCCGAGCGCCAGGGCCGCGACCUGCGCGCGCUCCGCGAGGCCGACUUCCAGGCCUGCCCGCCCGCCGCGCCCACGCGGCCCGGCAGCCGCGCGCGCGGCAACAGCUCGUCCAACCACCUGUACGGCGUGGCCGAGGCCGGGGCGCCCCCCGCCGACCCCUCCACCCUCUACCGCGACCUGCCCGCCGAAGACCCGCGGGGCCGCCAGGGCGGGGACGCGCCCACCGAGGACGACUACUGGGGGGGCUACGGCGGCGAGGACCAGCGGGGCGAGCAGACGUGCCCCGGCGCUGCCUGCCAGGCGCCGCCGGACUCCCGCGGCCCCGCGCUCUCGGCCGGGCUCCCCAGCCCUCUGCUUUGCCUCUUGCUCCUGGCGCCCCACCACCUUUGACUGCGGUGCUGAGACUGAAGGGGCCGGUGUGUCUCCCCUCCACC